This is a messenger RNA of Halichondria panicea, 1511 nucleotides long. Its product is annotated as probable maltase-glucoamylase 2. The transcript has 2 exons. The coding region runs from base 1 to 1356 and encodes 451 amino acids. The record is from RefSeq and is a predicted model, not a curated record. NCBI's taxonomy places the organism in Eukaryota, Metazoa, Porifera, Demospongiae, Suberitida, Halichondriidae.
AUGAAAAUCAAUAUAAGGAUUCAUUUCUUGCUGUAUGUCAUCCUACCAAGUGCUAAAGGAGAGUUUAUUCGUCCAAAUGAACAUACUCUACCUGCUGGUCUUACGUCACUGAGUGGGUCUGAUGCUAUUGGAGGCUGCCCUCAAGACUGUGUGAAUAAUGUGAAUAAAGUUUGUCAAUGUUCUGAUGGCACACCCUUUACUUCAACUCUCAUCGACGGGGUGUGUCCUACAAGUGUGAAUACUACUGAGCCAACUUGGGCGAGAGAUUUCUUUACUAUCAGUAGAAGUGUGGAGACUCAAGUAAUAAUUGGAUUUAACUGGAAUACUGGAUUUGCACUCAGAGGAGUUGAACUGAAACUGUUUAACUGUGCAACACUGAAUACUGACAUUCAUACCAUCAAUGUGUGGGGGUCCAUUAUCUACCCAACCUUCGAUCCUACAUCACUAGUAGGAAGUUAUGUAGCAAAUGGAGAUGAUCUGAAUUGCAAUUCUGUGACAACAAUCAUUAUUCAAGCAAAUGCAAAUGCAAAUUUCAGAGCCUAUUACAUUGAGUUUAAAUUCCUUCAAGGAGACAGUAACACUGGCAUCUACAUAGCUGAGGCAAAAUUCAGUGACACAACUAUUACCAUCCCCAAUGAAGCCACCUCAUCUCCUCCAUCACCAGCUGUCACCUCAACCCCUCAACAACCCUCACCAUCCUCAACAAUUACCUCCGUCCCUCUUCCAAUGAUGUCAUCCAUAGACAGUACCCUAUUCAGCUCACCUGUUGUGACUGUGACGACUGCCCCAAUUCAAAAUACAAGUUCAUCGUAUCGAUUAUCAACAAUGCAACUAACAGCGACACCCACACCUACAGUUACACGUGUAGGCUUCACUGACUUCUCAACUGACCCCCCCACUGACACUGUGCCCCCCACAACUGCCCCCCCACCUGGCCCCCAGCUGGGUGCAAUCGUUGGUCCACUAGUCGGAGUGAUUGUUGUACUCAUUAUCGUUAUAGUGAUUGUUUUACUAUGGAAACAGAAAAGAAAUGCAGAAAGGAACAGACCAGAAGGAAUCAUUCAAAUGAACGAUCUUACUUAUCGGUCCUCUGCAAUCGACUCAGAAAACAUUGACCUGAAAACAAACCAGGCUUAUGGAAAUAUUGAGCAUGGAGAAACAGCUGUAACUGUUGCUAACCUGGUUGCUAACCCUUCCUACGAGAGUAUGCCCCCACCCAUUGCCCAACAGAGUGUAGAGUAUGACUAUAUUCCUGACCUACUCCAUGGCAAUACGCCGGCUAGUAACAGUCGAGAUGGGACUGAGGACAGUAACGGUAGACCUACCUCUGUAGUGUAUGAGGAAAUACCUGCCUAGCUUAAGUACAUUGUACACAAACAAGUGCUUGUAAUGUUUACUUUUAUGAUAAUUCACAAAAGCAGUUUGUUUUUGUUUGAAGGGUACAACAUUCCACUUAGUAAUCCAUUUCCUAGCAACUAAUUCGUUGUUUUUAAGUUUUACACACGCGUAUA